Messenger RNA from Histoplasma capsulatum G186AR, 1431 nucleotides. RefSeq lists its product as uncharacterized. The coding region runs from base 1 to 1431 and encodes 476 amino acids. The transcript is spliced from 2 exons. Lineage: Eukaryota; Fungi; Ascomycota; Eurotiomycetes; Onygenales; Ajellomycetaceae. The record is from RefSeq and is a predicted model, not a curated record.
AUGCCCAACCUCGGACUGUUCGCGAGGCUCCCAUACGAGCUGCGUGAGCAGAUCUGGGCUGAACUCGCCCCGUCUCCAGCUCAAGACAUGGACAACCCCAGAACCGAUCUCAGCGUCCUCCGUGCAAGCCACUACCUGCACGACGAGAUCGACGAAGUGAUCUACCGCCGCGGUACACUGGAGUUCAACAUCGACCCAGUCUACCACCCCAGCUCCAACAACCUCUGCACCGUCUUCUUCAGGCGCAGACAUCGCGCCCUCGACGACGCGGCCAACUCAUGCCCCGCCUCCUGGACCCUGCAGAGCGUCGCCAGCGCCCGAGCGCGCGGCUUUGGCAGCGUCGCAUUCCACAAGUUCGACCAGGUGGUCGUCAACAUCCCCUCUCCGGACCCGAACGACAUCGGCGAACUCUUCUGCCUGUGGAGGAAAGUCCGCGGCCUGGUCAGCCUGUUCAGCGGCGGCACGCAGAUCAAGCACAUGCUCAUCCGCCUGCUGGAGCGCGAGAGCGACGGGCAGAACUGGAUCGAUGACCUCGAGUUGCCCAGCAAGGCCUACACGCCCUCCCUCGCCCACUCCACCUGCCAACAUGACCACGACGUCCCCAUCCUCCCCUUCUGCACCCUGCGCAACCUCGCGUCGCUGCGAGUCGAGACAUACUCCGAGGAGCUCGCGGAGCUGAUGGACUGGGACGUCAUCGACAGCUUGGUCAAGCUUGUUCGCGAGAGCAACGAUGAGAGCCACAGCGACAACGCCAACGCCAGACGCAAGCGCAGACGCAGCGACAGGGCCGCACGACCCGCACGACCCGCAUCCGCGCGCAGCGAACUCGAGCGCAGGGACGCGUUUGAGUAUUACUGGAUGCACAAGCUGCUCUGGACGUACGCGGAGGGCAGCACGACCGCAGACCUCAUGCGGCGCGAGACGCUGCGCGAAUGGGCGCGCGACGGCAGCGAGUCGAGCUUCGGGAAGCAAGUCCGCCGCAUCAUGCACAACAUGCAUGUCCUGCGCGACAUGCACUGUGUGGCCGUCUGCUUGAACGACGCGGCGAAGCGGCGCCGGUUGGAGUCAGCGAGUGCGUCUGCAUCUGCAUCUGCAUCUGCAUCUGCGGCGGAUGAGGAGAGGAAUGGCAACGACAACGACAACGACAGCGACAACGACAGAGCCGGAAACGACGAGGAAGACUGGGAGGCGCUCCUCCCCGCCGGGCUGCCAGUGGUUGAGACGCGCGAGUUCGGCCUCGCGGUGGGCCCGAUGAUAGUGCGCCAAGUGUACUGCGACAACAUCCGCGACGAGGCAAAGUAUGCGUCGUUCCACUGCCUGCUUCGGAGCUGGGAGCGGAAGUUCCAGGGCUCGAUCUUGUUCUACACGAAGCGGAAUGUUCGUCGGCGGCUGGGGCUCCCAUUGCUGUUGUCUGAUAGGACGUAUAUUUGA